AUGCAUCAAACAGCCCAAGCUUCCCAAGACACCCAGAGCCGACGCCUGCCAGGCAACAUCUACUAUUUUCGCCCCUAUAGCCACUACUAUCUUUUGCUGUUCAUAUUUCUCGGAGCCUUCACGUGCUCCGGUCUCUCGGACUACUCUUCUCGAGGCACCUGCAUUCUCUUGUGGACGACUUAUAUAACCAUCACGCUUCUGUUGAUUGUUAUCGACCCACUGUGUGUGCUCGAGUUCAAGCGCAAGGAUGAGGAAGACCGUGAAGUAAUUCUGCGGCGUCCGGUGGUUGGCUUCAAGGCAUAUGAGGUGUUCAUUGAUCUGGAGGCCAUUGCGAAACGGGAAUAUACGGUCGAGGGCGGGGGUGAUGACGAGCGUCUCCAUGAUGGAUAUCGGUAUGGCCCUGCGUUUCUUCGGAUUUGA
Molecule: messenger RNA, 420 nt
Organism: Aspergillus melleus
Lineage: Eukaryota; Fungi; Ascomycota; Eurotiomycetes; Eurotiales; Aspergillaceae
Exons: 1
Coding region: 1-420 (139 amino acids)
Source: RefSeq, a predicted model, not a curated record